Molecule: messenger RNA, 2353 nt
Organism: Belonocnema kinseyi
Lineage: Eukaryota; Metazoa; Arthropoda; Insecta; Hymenoptera; Cynipidae
Product: zinc finger protein 761-like
Exons: 14
Coding region: 401-2275 (624 amino acids)
Biological process (GO): regulation of transcription by RNA polymerase II
Cellular component (GO): nucleus
Molecular function (GO): RNA polymerase II transcription regulatory region sequence-specific DNA binding; DNA-binding transcription factor activity, RNA polymerase II-specific
Source: RefSeq, a predicted model, not a curated record
AAAGUAACAAAAGGAUAUAGAAAACGUGAUGAUAAGCGAUUAUAUCAGAAUUAAACAUCAGAAAUUCAAAAAUUAAUAUGAAUUAAUAUUCUCACUGAAAAUGAAGAAGUAAUCAAUUAAAACACAGAGGAAAAGUUAAAAGUAUUCGAUAAAUAUUAAGGUAUAUCAAUUUUUCAUACCUUUAGUUUAUCCUAUAAAUAAUCCCUGAUGAGGAGAUCUAAAUUGGCCUCGAGACAUGUUUGUUCCCUAGUCUAGUAGUAUCAAAAGGACGGAGAAAGGAGAAAUUGGGAGUGAUUUUAGAAAUGUAAUCUCAAUAGAUUGGUUUAGAAUCAACCACAAAUACAUUUUCGGUGGUUGGGGAUUUUUUCUCGAAAAUCUCAUUGUCAAAAAUGCAACAAAAAUGGAACUGAAAUCAAAUAUACAUUUACCAACGUCGGACGUGUUUCGCGAAUUAGAAAAGUUGAAAAGUAUAAAUGAUGCUAAGAGGAGAUCUAUAUUGAACCUUCAGCAACAAAUAUGUAAUACUGUCCAGGAGAAAAACGAUGUCACAUCUCAGUUUGAUGAAUAUCGUUCAGAGGCUCACGAAAUUAUCAGAGGUGCAAAAACUAGUGUCUCCGAGAAAACGACAAUUCUUAAAGAGUAUCAAGAAAAGGCUGAACAGCUUAGUCAUGAAGUUAGUAUAAUAAGGGGAGAAUUACUUCUGUCCGAAAAUUUUGAGAAGCGGCUCGCAAAGAAAAAAAACAAAAGUGAAACGAAAAUUAAUGAUUUCUCAGGUCAAACUGAGAUGGAACUUUUGCAGAAAUCGAAAUAUGAUGAACUCGAAAAGAAAUAUGACCUCAACAUACAGAAAAAGGAACAACUAAAAACAGCUCUUGAAGCUUUAAAAAGUAAGAGGUCAGAUUUGGAAGAAGUUUUACGAAAUACAUUUCAAAAGGUGGACCAGUUAAAUGCAGAGGUUUCAAGUCUUCACAUAGAAAAUCAGCAACGACAAACUGCAGUUGUAAAAGUCUUUACAGAAUUGGACGAUUUUGUUUGUCAAAAGAAGAAAGAACUCCAAAUUAUAACAAAAAAACUUUCAACUGAGAAAGAUGACACAUCUGCUGUAAAUUCCAGUCUGCCAGUCAUACGUGAGGAAGAUUUUCAAAAAUUGCCAAAGUUGACCUGCGAUCUGUGUGGUCAGCAAUAUCAAACAAAACGGGAGAUGAUUUUUCACAUGAAAAGUUUUCAUACGAGGAGAAGAUUCAAGUGUAACAUAUGUUUCGAAACUUUCGCCUUCCAGCAGAAUUGUUAUGCGCACAUUAAAAAUAAGCAUGCAAGACUUAGGGACUUCAAACGCUUUGUAAGAAGAAUUUCCCGAAAAAAGAAAAAGGGAAAUCGGAAAAAUUCAGGAAAGCUCACGUGUUAUUUAUGUGGCAAACAAUAUAAAACCAAACAAGGUUUGUCGUAUCACGUAGAAAGUGCUCAUGUGAGAAUAAAAUAUAAGUGUCAAAUAUGUUCCAGCACUUUUGUGAAUCAAGUAUAUUGUUUUGCUCAUGUAAAAAAAAUUCACUGGAAAUGGAAAGAUUUUAGAUCCUUCGUAAAAGUUGUUUCUCAAAAGAAUGAGGUUUUGGAAACGAUUUCAAAAGUUGAAAACAGGAUGAGAACUCCUAUAAAGCCUAUCGCUAAAGUUAAUAAUGGCUAUGAUCAGGAACAUUUAUUAGACUUUUCAGACCACCCCUGUAAUUUGUGCCGCAAAAAAUAUAAAAGCAAACAAGGCUUAACGAUACACAAAGAAAAUUUUCAUGCGAAAAUAAAAUUUAAGUGUAAAAUAUGUUUCAAAAUGUUUGGCUACAAGCAAACGUGUACUUCGCACAUAAAAAUUGGUCACUCAAAAUUCACUGAUUAUAAACGCUUUAUUCAAGCAGUUUCCCAGGAGAAGAAGAAAUUUGGAAUAAUAGAAACGAUAUCUGAAAAUGAAGAAAAAGAAACAAUUACUACAAAGCCAAUCGAUGAAGUUAAUCCUGAGGGGAAUCUCCAGGAUUCUGGCAUGCCUACCUGCGAUUUGUGUGGCAAACAAUAUUUAAGCAAGCAAGGUCUGGCGUUUCACGUAGAAAAUCUCCAUGAGAGAAGAAAAUUCAAGUGUGGAAUAUGUUCAAAAAUUUUCUCCUACCAACAGUGUUGUAUUACUCACGUUAAAAACGAGCAUUCUAAAUCCGGGGACUACAGACUUUUUGUAAACGCUUUUACCGACACGGAGCAAAAAAAACAGAUAUUGAGUACUGCAUUGUUUAAAUAGACCAACGAAUAUCCGUUUGUCAAAAACAACUAUAUAAUUCUCAUUUUGAUAAAAGAAAUAAAUACUCUAUGCUUUAAA